CUCUCUGGCACCGCGUGGCAGGACAGCAUCCUCGCUCUGUGAAUACUGCACCUCGCGACUCGUGGCACACAGGCGUGCGUUUGCUCCUUGUUUCCCCCCCCCCCCUGAUAAACGGAGAGAGCCGAUAACCGGAGAAGAAAAAGAAAACAUGUCAAGCGCCAUCCUGAGACGGAACUCCAGCAAGGAAGGCUUGCAGAACCUGCUGAGAAUCACAGCGCAGCGGAGCCUCGAGGACGCGGAGGAGAUCGAGCGGGAGCGCCGUCGCCGGGCGCGGGAAUCUUUCCGCAGCUCGAGCAGCCAAUCGGACGUCCCGCGGGAUGGAGGGAACGCCGCCGAGGACAGCCCGUCGGAGGCCGACCUGAAGCCCAGCGGUCAGCAGGCCCUGGAGGAGGACGAGGGCUUCAGCGACUGGACGCAGAAGCUGGAGAGACGCAGACAGAGGCGGCUGGAGGAGCAGGGCCCGGCCGAGGAGGAGGAGGAGGAGGAGGAAGAGCUGAGGCGACGGCGAAGCGGGAAGCCCGCCCGCCCGGUGCCCCCCCGCCCAGCCGGCCGGCUGGAGGAGGAGGAGGUGGAGGAGGAAGAGUGGGAGAAAAACAGGAGGAGCAGGAGGCGCAGAGAGGAGGAGGAGGAAGAGGAGGAGAAACUGAGGGCGGGUGAAAGGAUGAAGGCUGUGAAGAGACAGGAGGAACCGAUGAGAGAGAGGGAUGAAAUGGCCAAGGAGAAGAGGAAAGAGGUGAAGGUCUCGUACACAUCCAAAGUCUUCCUGUCACAGGAAGUGAAACAUUUAAACGGCAAUGGAGAUGCAGCUGGGGAGGAAGUGACAUCACAUCUUGUUAAAACAAAAAGACUUGUGAGGAGUGCGAGUCGCGGGGGGCCCCAGGACGGGGAGGAGGAGGGGGAGGUGUUCCUGGAGGCGGAGCAGAAGCUGGAGAAGAUCCGGCGGACCCUGCAGGAGAAGGAGAGCCAGGAGCUGGAGCAGCUGCGGCUGAAGCAGGCUGAGUCCGAGCUGGAGCUGGAGGAGCUGCAGAGGAGGAGGGAGGAGCGCCGCAAGGUGCGGCAGGAAGAGGAGCGCCGCAGAGAGGAGGAGGAGCAGCAGAGACAGCUGAAGGAGGAGGAGGAGCGGAGGCAGAUGAAGGAGGAGAUCGAGAGGAGGAGGAUGGAGGCGGCGGAGCGCAGGAUGAAGAGUCUGAGCACCUGCAGCGUGGAGGAGGAGGAGCCCUUCAGCCCCGUCAGUCCCAAGAGCCCCUCCUUGAAGGGUGAGGGUGAUGACCGAGGCACUGGGGACACAGCGGUUUCGAUUAUGGAGCGAACCGAGUCUCUCAACCGAUCCCUAAAGAAGAGCAACAGUGUUAAGAAGACCCAGGCCCCCCUGCUCACCACCAGGAUCGACAACAAACUGGAGCAGUACAGUCACGCCAUUGAGGAGGCCAAGCAGUCCAAGCAGGGUGUGGUGGACAUCCCCUGCCCCCCCGAGCCUGUGGCCGCCAAGAAGAGCCUGUUCGAGGCGGGGGAGGCCUGGAACCAGAACUCCCCCAAGACCACACCCUCAAAGGAUGCUGAAGGCCUGAAAGUGGGCGUGGCCGACCUGAUCACCCAAUGGGUGAAGGGCAACCCCGAGAGUGGCGCCAGGAACCCCGCCUCCAAACCAGCCGACAUUAAGGCCGGCGACGUCCUGCACAAGAAGAACAUGUGGGAGUCCAUAAGAGACGGCUCAUCCUCGGAGAGAUCCCCUUCCGGGUCAAAGGGUACCCCGUCCGGUAAACGGUACAAAUUCAUCGUAACGGGCCACGGCAAAUACGAGAAGAUUCCGAUCGAUGAGGGCGAAUACGACGCGUACGAGGACGAAAAGCCAACUGGACUGUGCCAUCAAGACUCGUGAAACAUUGACGAUGCUUCAAACUCCAGCUUAUUUUCUUUAUUUAUGAUGUUUUUCAUUCAGUCUGUUUUUUUUACUGAUGCUGUUUAUGUAUAUUCCAGCCAUAUUGCAUUUUGUCGGGCUAAUGGUGAUGCUCAGCAGUAUCAACCAGUAUUUUUCAAAUAUAUCAGUUAUCCCGAGUACACGCCAAAUUUAAAGGUACAAUAGGUAAGAUUUUUGUGUUAAAACAUUGUUACAAGACCAUUGUAAAUCCCUUCCUACCAUUGAAAAAGGCUCACUGACAUGUUGACUCACCCUCUGCCUGUGUUUAUGAAUUCAGAUUCCUUAAAUUCGGGUUUCAAAAUAUGCAGGUGACGGGGCCAGCAAUCUGUACCAAAACAUCGUAUAGCAGUAUAAUAAUUUGCUGCCGUUUCAAGGUCAGUGCAUUCACAGAGAAGGGGAGGGAUAAACAGUGUUGUGGUUGGAGCAUGUUUGUUGCUGCAAUUCCGCUCUUGACCGUUAGAAGUCUGAAAUGACCCAUUGUACCUUUAAUGUUGAAUGCUGAAGGCUAUUUUGUUCCGUAUCCUUAGUCUUUAAUGAGUUUAUGUUAAGUACAAUUUCUUUAAAUAUAUAUUUUAAAACAACUUUAUAUCCUUCCAAGUUAUUUUUUUUUUUUUACAUUUGAAUCUACGUCAACUGGCUAGACCUAGAUGUAUAUAUGAAUAAUAAGUCUUUUGUCUACAGUGCAACUUGUUCUUGGGUGUUACUGCUUUGAAAAAGUAUCAGCAGAAUAGUUUUACUGCACAUACGUAAUUGGUUUAUGUGCAGUAGUUCAUUUUCUGUAAUUUAUUACUGCAACUGCAAAUAUGUUGUAUGAAAUCUAUAGAAAACAGCAGAAACAUAAUCCCAAACUGUGCGUUUCUUAUGGUAACAUCAGUGAAGUUGAGACUGCGUAUUGAACGACAGAUAUCCGAUUAUGGAUAUUUCAGGUUCUUAUAUUAAUUGAGGGUAGGUUUCAGCACAAUGCUGGCUCAUGUGGAACAAUCAAACACAUUUCAGGAUGAAGUAAGUGCCUUAAUGGAAGAAGAUCUUUUUACAAUCGUAGUUGCACGUAGUGGGAGUUAGUAGUGAGCUGUGAAAGAGGAACUGAGUUCCGCUCGAGAUAACCACUGUGUCAUUUUCACUGUCAGACUCCUGGGACAACACAGCUCACCCCUCACUUAGCAUUUUGACUUUAAUCAUGUCAAAUGAUACAAAUUAUUGUUUUUUUUAGUUUUUUUUAUUGCUGUAUUAUUUUUCCAUAGCACACGAGCACCAUAUGAGUUUUAUAUAUAAUGUUGGCUGUAUUACAAUGUGUAAAGAUAUUUGCCGCAUUUUUCUUCCCCUGAGUACCGGUAUGUUAGAUCUCUUAAUGUCGGUCAAAUUCGUUUCAAAUAUGAUCAGAUCUUGAUAUUAGCUUUAUUAUGAUCUAUACUGCACUCAAAUGCAAAAACAAAUGCAUUUCAUCUUGUCGACAUAGUCCACCACUCUCAAAGUGAUUCUGAUUUCUUGAUGAAAAAACUGUGCCUUGACUGUUUGUGUUCCUUAAAAAAAAUAAACAUUUUUUGUAUGAUUCCA
Molecule: messenger RNA, 3472 nt
Organism: Conger conger (European conger)
Lineage: Eukaryota; Metazoa; Chordata; Actinopteri; Anguilliformes; Congridae
Gene: lsp1a
Product: lymphocyte specific protein 1 a
Exons: 14
Coding region: 149-1879 (576 amino acids)
Biological process (GO): signal transduction
Molecular function (GO): actin binding
Source: RefSeq, a predicted model, not a curated record